AUGCUCCUGAAGAUAGUAGGAAUAAUUGGACUAGUGGCUGUUGUUUGCGGUCAAAAUCACUACGGUGCGCAUAACGAUGUUCAACAUGAUGUAGUGCAUUAUCAUCACGACGAAGAGCAUCACGGACCAGCGCACUAUGAGUACCACUACGAUGUGCAUGAUGACCACACUGGCGACGUCCACGGUCAUCGCGAAGCACGAAAGGAAGACUCCACACACGGCGAAUACUAUCUGAUCGAUGCUGAUGGUCACAAACGCACUGUCAAGUACCACGUUGAGGGCAAGAGUGGAUUUAUCGCAGAGGUACACCGAGAACCGAUCAAGGGCUUCCACGACGCUCCUGCACAUCAUAAUUUCCAUCAUAAGUUUGAAGAAAAAUAUUGAUGUUCUUCCUGCCAGUCACUGUAAAAUAG
Molecule: messenger RNA, 413 nt
Organism: Anopheles maculipalpis
Lineage: Eukaryota; Metazoa; Arthropoda; Insecta; Diptera; Culicidae
Product: larval cuticle protein A2B-like
Exons: 2
Coding region: 1-384 (127 amino acids)
Cellular component (GO): extracellular matrix
Source: RefSeq, a predicted model, not a curated record